Messenger RNA from Brassica rapa (field mustard), 672 nucleotides. Its product is annotated as probable histone H2A.7. Gene Ontology annotation, molecular function: DNA binding; protein heterodimerization activity; structural constituent of chromatin. Lineage: Eukaryota; Viridiplantae; Streptophyta; Magnoliopsida; Brassicales; Brassicaceae. The record is from RefSeq and is a predicted model, not a curated record. Gene Ontology annotation, cellular component: nucleosome.
AACAAAAAAAUCACAAAUCUCAUACCACUCUCCACUACAACAACAACAAUCCAACUUGUCGCAAUGGAAACCACGGGAAAAGUGAAGAAGGCUUUCGGAGGAAGAAAAGCCGGUGGCCCCAAGACCAAAUCCGUCUCGAAAUCGAUCAAAGCCGGUCUCCAAUUCCCGGUGGGAAGAAUCACUCGUUUCCUGAAGAAAGGACGUUACGCACAGAGGCUCGGUGGUGGAGCUCCGGUUUACAUGGCCGCCGUUCUCGAGUACCUCGCCGCAGAAGUUCUGGAGCUUGCUGGUAACGCUGCGAGAGACAACAAGAAGUCGAGAAUCAUCCCGAGGCAUCUUCUUUUGGCGAUUAGGAACGAUGAAGAGCCGGGGAAGCUUCUCAGUGGAGUCACGAUCGCUCACGGUGGUGUCUUGCCCAACAUUAACUCUGUUCUUUUGCCUAAGAAGUCUGCUAAGUCGUCCGAGGAUGCUGCACCCAAGUCGCCUGGCAAAUCUCCCAAGAAGGCUUAAUCAUCUCGACGUUACUUGAAUUCACCAGUUUAGUUAUGUGUUUGGUUACUUUGUGAGGGGACGGACUAUGUAGAAAACUUUUUUAGUUAUGUAAUUUGGAUUUGAGUUCUCUUCAGAUCCAAUUUUAUCCUAGUAACGAUUUAUAAAUCAUUUGGACUAAAA